Molecule: messenger RNA, 1203 nt
Organism: Oppia nitens
Lineage: Eukaryota; Metazoa; Arthropoda; Arachnida; Sarcoptiformes; Oppiidae
Product: retinol dehydrogenase 16-like
Exons: 3
Coding region: 52-1164 (370 amino acids)
Source: RefSeq, a predicted model, not a curated record
UUAUUUUGUUGUUGUUGUUAUAAUUUUAUUAAAAAUUAUUUCUGUAAUAAAAUGAAUAAAUUAUCAAUAAUAACGGAUUUAUCGCCAUCACUACAAUUUACAAUUAUAUUUACUAUUAUGUCUUUCAUGGCAUUUAUAAAUGAAUCACUUAAUCACUGGCUAUCAAUUGUAAGCAAAACUAUAUUAAUAGGGAUUAUAUCCUAUUUGCUGACCCUUUAUAUUAGAAAAUAUCGUAAUAAAGUGUUUAUCAUUACUAAAGGCAAAGCUGUCUUAAUAACAGGUUGUGAUACUGGUUUUGGUAAUAAAAUAGCGCUUAAACUAAAUCGAAACGGCUUUAGAGUAUACGCUACCGUAUUGUCCGUAUCAAGUAAUGGUGCGAAACAAUUAUCUACAAAUUGUGCAUUUAAUAACAAAAUGCAUAUUUUGGAUAUGGAUGUAACCAAUGAUGCAAACGUUUUGAACACUUACAAACACAUAAAAAAAGAUUUACAAACACAUGGGGAUCAAUUGUGGGCAGUCAUCAACAAUGCCGGACUUUUCAGUUGCGGACAUCUAGAGUGGGGAACAUUGGAUACUUUUCAUAAGGUAUUUGCAGUCAACGUAUUUGGUAUGAUUCGGGUCACCCGUACAUUCCUACCACUUAUUAAAGUGUCAAAAGGUCGUGUGAUAAAUAUGGUGAGUUUGGCCGGAAGGUUCACAUUUGAUUUGGGAGGCAUUUAUUGUAUGACAAAACACGCGUGCAUUGCAUUUUGUGAUACACUAAGACGUGAAAUGCAUAAAUUUGGUGUAAAAGUCAUUACUAUUGAACCGGGACUCUUCAGGACACCCAUGACUAAUGAAAAAUAUAUAUCGGAUUUGUUGAUCAACACUUGGAACCAAUCCAGUGAUACCGUUAAAAAAUCUUAUGGAGAGUCAUAUUUGAAUCUCCAGAAGGAAGUGGCGCUCGACUUUCACAAUCGUUUUAAGGCCGGCAGUGAUAUCGGUUUAGUGGUCGACGAUACGGUCGAUGCCGUACUCAAUAGUGAGCCGCAAAUUAUGUACCGACCCAUUGAAGGCAUACAAAGUAAAGUAUUGACUUUACUUCCCGCAUAUAUACCAUCUAAAUGGUUGGAUCUAAUAGUCUUUGCAAAAGACAAGUCUAAACCCGAAAAUAUUUAUGACUGAAAUUAUAUCAGUAGAUAAUAUUAAAACUAAUUUUUUAUU